Molecule: messenger RNA, 3030 nt
Organism: Boeremia exigua
Lineage: Eukaryota; Fungi; Ascomycota; Dothideomycetes; Pleosporales; Didymellaceae
Exons: 2
Coding region: 62-2605 (847 amino acids)
Biological process (GO): leucyl-tRNA aminoacylation; mitochondrial translation
Cellular component (GO): mitochondrion
Molecular function (GO): leucine-tRNA ligase activity; ATP binding; aminoacyl-tRNA deacylase activity
Source: RefSeq, a predicted model, not a curated record
GACGGCCCUUUGCUCGCAACGCCCGCCUGUUCGCACGUCCGGCUGCCACACACGUCCGCUGAUGCGCGGCCUCUGUGUAUACCGCCCCGGCUGGCGGCCCGUCGCCCGCCUCGCCUCGCCCUGUACCCGGCGCGGGCGCGCCACUUUUGCGCGGCUCAAGUCGCGCGCCCACGCCGCGGCCACGACGCCCAUCGAGACGCUCACGGCCAAAUGGCAGCCGCACUGGGACAAACUGGCGGCGAGUGGAGAGGAGCCGGCGCCGACCAAGGGCAAGGCCUACGUGCUGCCCAUGUUCCCGUACCCGUCGGGCACCCUGCACCUGGGGCACCUGCGCGUCUACACCAUCUCCGACGUCCUGGCCCGCUUCAAGCGCAUGCAGGGCUACGACGUGCUGCACCCCAUCGGCUGGGACGCCUUUGGCCUGCCCGCCGAGAACGCUGCCAUGGAGCGUGGCGUGCACCCGGAGAAGUGGACUCUGCAGAACAUCGCCGCCAUGAAGGCCCAGAUGCAGCUCAUGGGCGGCCGCUGGGAUUGGCACUCGGAACUCCGCACAUGUGACCCCGACUUCUACAAGCACACCCAGCGCAUCUUCCUCAUGCUCCACGAGCGCGGCCUGGCCUACCAAGCCGAGUCGCUCGUCAAUUACGACCCCGUCGACAAGACCGUCCUCGCCAACGAGCAGGUCGACGCCAAUGGCUGCUCGUGGCGCUCGGGCGCCAAGGUCGAGAAGCUCAUGCUCAAGCAGUGGUUUCUGAAGAUCAAGGAGUUCCAGGAGCCGCUGCUGAAGGAUUUGGACGCCCUGGCCAAGGACGGACGGUGGCCGGAGAAGGUCCUGGCCAUGCAGAGGAACUGGAUCGGCAGGUCCGAGGGCACAAACCUGUGGUUCGACAUCGACGGCGCGCAGUUCGACCCCGUUGAAGUCUACACCACGCGCGCAGACACCUUGCUCGGCGUGCAGUACCUCGCCCUGUCGCUCACCCACCCCAUCGUCACGCGCCUGGCUGCAGAAGACGAGGCCCUGCGAGACUUUAUAUCACGUGCAAAGGACCUGCCCAACUCGAAGGAGGGCUACCGUCUUCCCGUCGUCGCCCGCAACCCCCUCGCUGAAGCCCUCAAUAUCGAUUCGUCUACACCUGUCUUCGCCGCUCCCUAUGUGCUCGACGACUACGGCUCCGGCGCGGUUAUGGGUGUGCCAGGCCACGACACGCGCGACCAUUCCUUCUGGAAGACCAAUGCUGGAGACGAGCCUAUCAAGGUCGUCAUAACCGCCAAGCAAGGUUCUCCAGCGUCUGUCAACCCCGAGCAAGCUAUGACUGCCAGAGGCUUCGUCGCUGCUGACGUCCCCGAGUUUGCGAACAUGGACUCGACAACAGCUGUGACGAAGAUGGUUGAGAAGUUGCAAUCCUCAGGGAAGCGCGCGGAGCAGACCACAAACUGGCGCCUGCGCGACUGGCUUAUCAGUCGCCAGCGAUACUGGGGCACGCCCAUACCCAUCGUCCACUGCCACUCAUGCGGCCCCGUGCCUGUGCCCGACACCGACCUUCCAGUCAAGCUACCCAACCUGCCCGACAGCUUCUUCCAGGGCAGGUCGGGUAACCCACUUGCGGAGGACGAGAACUGGAAGAAGACGUCAUGUCCCAAGUGCGGCUCGCCAGCUGAGCGCGAGACCGACACCAUGGACACCUUCAUGGACUCGUCAUGGUACUUCUUCCGAUUCCUGGAUCCAAAGGGCGCCUCGGUUGUGGAACCUGAAAAGGCGAACCAUGGCAUGCAAGUCGACCUCUACGUGGGCGGUGUCGAGCACGCAAUCCUGCACCUCUUGUACGCCCGCUUCAUCUCAAAGUUUCUUGCUACGACACCCCUGUGGCCGUCAGGCCAGGCGGUCCACGGCGAGCCGUUCAGACAGCUCAUCACACAGGGCAUGGUGCACGGGCAGACCUUCACUGACCCCGCGACUGGCCGCUUUCUGAAGCCGGACGAGGUCGACACAACAGACCCUCAACAUCCCGUAAUCAAAGCAAGUGGAGCGGUCCCCAACGUCAGCUUCGAGAAGAUGUCCAAGAGUAAGUACAACGGCGUGGACCCGGGCGCCACAAUCGCCAAAUACGGCGCUGAUGUCACCCGCGCACACAUGCUGUUCCAGGCCCCGAUCACCGACGUGCUGGAGUGGGACGAGACGAAAAUCACCGGCGUCCAGCGCUGGCUCCACCGCGUCAUCCGGCUGUCCAGCGCCUCCUGGUUCCCCGACCAAGAGCUCGAGCUCUUCAAACCCCCCACCGACCACGACGAACCCCUCCGCAGCAUCGUCGCCCGCUUCCACGCCACCAAGUCCAAGUACCCCCGCCCUCGACACCCCAGAGGACCUCGUCGCGCUCCUCAAACCCGACGAAGCCCUCCUCUGGACCGCCGCCCAGCGCACCAUCUCCUCCGUCACCACCGCCUACGCCACCACCUACUCCCUCAACACCGUCAUCUCCGACCUCAUGUCCCUCACAAACCGCAUCUGGGACACCCCGCACGUCUCCGCGCUCACCCCCUGGCUCAAAUGGGCCGCCACCACCACGCUGCUGCGCCUCCUGGCCCCCGUCGCCCCCGGCGCCGCUGACCACGCCUGGCACGCGCUGCACGCCCACGCGCGCUUCAUCCCGCCCGCGCGCACCCCGCCCUCGGUCACCAUCUGCGGUUUCCCGGCACCCGUCGACAAGCACCUCGUCCCCGCCCUCGACCCGACACGUAUGUGCGCCGUCCAGUUCGACGGGCGCCGCCGCUUCGCGAUCCCGGUGUUCAAAACUCGGCUGGGCGAUACGGCCCGUGCGCGCAGGGUGCAGGAGCAGGCUAUUAUCAGAAACAUAGCGGAGUCGCCCGAGGGCCAGGUCUGGUUGAAGCGCGAGGGGGGCAGGUGCUGGGAGAUGAGUAGGACCAAGGUCCCCGACGAGGUGUAUAAGGAGGUGCCGAGUGAUUGGCGGGUGGUGGUUGUGGGGCGGAGGUUGGUGAAUUUUGUUAGUCCGCGGGAUCCGAAGAUUAAGAAGA